CGGCUGUAGAUGGUCUGCCGUCGUUAGUUAGCACACCUUGAGAUUUUUUUUUUGUUUUGCUUAUUUGAGAGAGAAAAAUGGGAAGCACGGUGAUGGAGUCCAGCAAGGAGAGCUCAAAGAAAAAGAAGAGGAGAAGUCUGCGGAUUAACAUGCCAGACUUUGGUGCGUUUACUUCCCCACAAGUGCAGACGAGCGGCUCGACCAAAAGUGACGCUCAGACGGGUGAACGUCGAAUCCGUUCAGCCAGCCCCAUCAAAGGAGUUUCUGCGAGGAGCCCGCCCAGCACCUCUCUGCCCCAGUGUCCUCAGUCUGCUCCAGUGCAAGUGAGGGCCAGCUCAGGUUCCCCCAAAACUAUCUUCCCUUAUCCCUCCCAUCAGGACUCCCCACCCAAGUCCCCUCGCCGCCUCAGCUUCAGUGGUAUCUUCCGCUCCUCAUCCAGCUCCACACCUGCAGGCAUCAAGAUCUUCUCCAGGACCAGGAGAGCCUCCGGACUCUCCACUCCCCCCACCACCCCAACCCAGGCGUCCAGCCAACCUGUGUUCACCCAGGAGGCCCAGCCGAGCGGGCCCAGCCCUGAACGCCUGGAGGCAAUGUCUCGGUCACGCUCCAUCUCCACACCUCUAGAAACAGGACACCGCCUCAGCCUUCCCUCUGCUAAACCCCCCAUCCCUUCAUCGAGCCCUGUGCCAUCUUACUCUACCUCGCAACAAGUCUACGGUUUAUUCGAAGGCAUGCUGGAGAAACUUGAACUAGAUGAUGAUGCUGCUGAACCGGAGAGUGAUAUUUACAUGCGCUUCAUGAAAUCACACAAGUGCUACGACAUCGUCCCCACAAGCUCCAAGCUGGUUGUGUUCGACACGGCGCUCCAAGUUAAGAAAGCAUUCUUUGCCUUGGUAGCCAAUGGCGUGCGAGCCGCUCCACUAUGGGACACGGAGAAGCAAAGCUUUGUGGGGAUGCUGACAAUCACAGAUUUCAUCAUCAUACUACACAGAUACUAUAAGUCACCAAUGGUGCAAAUAUAUGAAUUAGAGGAACAUAAGCUUGAGACGUGGAGAGAGGUUUAUCUUCAAGCAACAUUCAAACCUCUGGUCAACAUAUCACCUGAUGCAAGCCUGUUUGAUGCAGUGUACACCCUCAUCAAAAACAAAAUUCACCGCCUGCCUGUCAUCGACCCCAUCACGGGGAAUGCACUUUAUAUUCUCACACACAAGAGGAUCCUCAAGUUCCUCCAGCUUUUUAUGUGUGAAAUGCCAAAGCCAGCUUUUAUGAAGCAGACUCUCGGGGAGCUGGGCAUUGGUACGUACCAUGACAUCGCUUUCAUCCACCCAAACACGCCCAUCAUCAAAGCACUCAACAUUUUUGUGGAAAGACGAGUGUCGGCCCUGCCUGUGGUUGACGAGUCGGGCAAAGUUGUGGAUAUUUACUCCAAGUUUGAUGUGAUUAACUUGGCUGCUGAGAAGACGUACAACAACUUGGACAUUACAGUGACGCAGGCUCUGAAACAUCGCUCCCAGUACUUCGAAGGAGUCAUGAAGUGCCAUAAAAUGGAAACAAUGGAGACCAUUGUGGACAGAAUAGUCAAAGCUGAAGUUCAUCGGUUGGUGGUGGUGGACGAGCGCUCCAGUAUCGAGGGUAUCGUCUCCCUGUCAGACAUCCUCCAGGCCCUGGUGCUCAGCCCUGCAGAUGCCUGUAAGGAGGAAAACCUGACCGAGUGAGAGGGAGGAAGCAUCAGCUGGAGUCGAGACGUGGUGGGAGAAUAAGAGAAAAAGUUUCAAUGUUGUGAUGAGGGAGUGCGAGGCUAAGUGGAGCCAGUCCGAAGGUCCCAGAGACGCCUGCAACUGAUGCACUAUAUAGAGGUUUGCAAACCAAAGAGCUAGACAGCUGAAUGAAGUGGAGUUCCUGCACUGAGGAUUGAUUUUCCGAGUGUUUCUUCUUCUUUGUUUUUUUUCCUUUUUUGUUUGAACACUGAUCAGAUGUGCACACACAAACACACACACACACACACACACACAGUAUACUGUAUUUAUACACACCGAUGCAUACAGAGAUGCAUUGUGGUCACCUGCCAGGGAAAGGUGGUAAAGUCGAACUGGUUCUGAUGAUUUAGGGCUUCAGUGUUUUGGGUUGUGUAGUCACAAUCAUGCUGCUGUCAUCAGUUGAUUUUUAGUCACAUUUUGUAGUCGAUACUGAAUGUCAUCACCUGGAAAACUUUUCAGUAUUUGGCUUAUUGAGGUGAACACUCACAGAUGCAACUUACUAUUUGGUAGAAAACUACACAUCACCUACGAUGUGGCCAUUUUAUGACUGUUGUUAAAAAAACUGAUUUGCCAGUGCCAAUAUGGAGGGAUUGAUGCCCAAUCUUUAUUUGUGCCUUUGUUGCCCUGCCCACACCUCACAGUAUUUGUGUCCUUUGACUUUUUAUUGUUAAAUGAGUGCAAUUAUUGGGAUUAUUUUUAAACAGUAAAGAUAUUAAUGUGUAAUAUUAAAGUAGUUGGCUAAUUCAGUUUUCUACUUGUAAGUAAAAGAAACGAUUUCCCUUAAUUUGGUUGCAUUUUCUGUGACUUUAAAGCAUUUAUCAGAAAAGCAUUUCUGUGAAAUAGACAUUUCUCCUCAGAGAAAAUCCAAAAUAAAAUCAUCAUGGCGCAAAAACACGUUGUGGUCAGAGGCAGAUACAACUGUACGUCAGUAAGGAUUCAAUCAGCCGUGGACUUCUCACUUGUUUUACAUCAGUAGUCAUUCAACAUCACAUGCAUUUUUGUAACCGUAUCACAAGACCGGAAAAUGUCAUUUUCGAUGUCUUUUUAUUUUAUUUUUACAUUUACUUUCAGUUGUUUUGACGCUUCAGAUAAUCUAACAACGAAACAACUCGGUUAUCUCAGCUGUAGCUCAACAGGACUCAUCUCCAUCUUUGACUGUAAAUAGUAUCGUUUUCGGGAAACGUGUCACAUAAAGCUUUAUUUUUAUGAAUGUGUCAACAUGUUUAAAGAGACUGCGGUUUUAAUGUUAUUUUUGUAAAUAUAUUGUGGCAAUAUGUCCGGUUCAAAGAGACUUUGUAUCUGAUCAACAUGUACUGUAAAUGUGCAAGCAUGAGAAAAUACACUUCAGCAGUAUGAAUGUCCUUGUUUUACUUUUUCUAUUUUUCUGGCUGCACAAAAAUAAAUGGACACUGAAUGUACUUUAAA
Centropristis striata (black sea bass) is the source of this 3182-nucleotide messenger RNA. Its product is annotated as 5'-AMP-activated protein kinase subunit gamma-2-like. The coding region runs from base 78 to 1715 and encodes 545 amino acids. NCBI's taxonomy places the organism in Eukaryota, Metazoa, Chordata, Actinopteri, Perciformes, Serranidae. The transcript is spliced from 16 exons. The record is from RefSeq and is a predicted model, not a curated record.